UAAUCCUCCCAAUCCUCCUUGGAUUCAACGUCCAAGCAACAUUGGCUGUGGAUAGACAACGACACUCAUAGACAUCGGUUUGGAUCUUCUAGGGUAAAGCAUUGUUGCCUGGCCAGUGGUGCGCUCUAAACACUGAAACACGCCAUAAGUGUCAUUAUAAUGGCACAUAAGGUUAGAAGGAGGGAGUAUAGGAUUUCUAGUUCUUUUGUUGUUUUCUUUAUCUGUUGGAAAAGUGUACUUGGAUAUGAUUUGCAGUGACUAUAUGAGAAGCUUCCAUGUUCCGUUGCUUGGCAUGAGAUUGAACCAAACAUACUCUUCUUCAAACCGCCUGACGGUAAGCUAGUCAGGGACAUAAAUGGUCUCCAAAGGUGUGCUUGCAUGUCCUGGUGACCUGAAAAAGGUAUGGGAGAAUUUUUCGAAGCUGUACUGCUUGAUAUUUUCUCUAUGUUCUUUUUUAUUUGUUACGGUUUAAUUUAAAAAUAAACUAGUGAAGUCACAAAUAUUCGUGAAUGGAAUGAGAUAGUAUCAUGUAUGCAGCCGCCGCAGCGGGAAAUGGCCUAUCUGUCUGUCUGUGACGGUGUGACCCAUCGCAAAUCGCAAGCGAAGCAAGCGCGGGGGCGGAGGAGUGGCGGAAAUAAAAGAAGUGUGAAAAAAGGCAAGGCGUAGUGCGCAGGUAGUUAUGUCUGGUAAUCGCGAGCGGCACACGGCACGCGUCCCCGCCCACGCCCACGCGCGGCCCCGACGGCUGUCCAACUUUUUUUGCAAUUUGGCCCUUUUCGGGUUUUUUUCCCACAUUUAUGCCCCUGGCAGUUUCAUUUCAAAAAAUGGACCCUUAGCUCGGCGCCGUCAUCAUUGGCGCCGAGCAUGUGUGUGCCGGCGCCAAUACUAUUGGCGCUUAUACGUCAGACGCCGGUGUGAUCUGGAUUGACGUGGCACGUACCUCGGCGCCAUAGAUCUUGGCGCCGAGGUAGGCGCCCGGUCAACGACGCCUACCUCGGCGCCAAGAUCUAUGGCGCCGAGGUACGUUCCUAUAAAUAGUACCCUACGUCUGGCUUGUUGCUGUGCUCAUUUCAAUUCUUCUAAACUAGAGAUGUCUAGGCGUGGUAAAUAUGCUAAACAAAGGAAGGGUCCUUUGACCGGAACUGCCUUCGACCCGCUGCCUUUGCCAAGUGGUGUUCCAGUGCCUAUGUGUUUUUGUGGUGAUCCUUGUAAGGUCGAUAAGUCUGAAGAUCAUGACACCUAUCGACAGAGGUAUUGGAUGUGUGCUAACUUUGCAUUUGAGCCAACUGUUGUUCAACGUCGGAUGAAUUUAAUGACUCCUCCACCGCUAUGUGAUUUUGAGCAGUGGAUUGACACCGAAAUAUCAGAGAAAGAUAAGAAGUGGCUGGAGAAUCUUCAAAAGUGGGAUGCAGAGGACAAAGAGAGGAUGAAAAAAAGACGAGAGGAGCUUGCUGCCGAGCAACAACGUGAAGACGAAGAGAAAAUGAGGCGUGUUGCUGAAUGCAGGGAAGAUAAGGAGAAGAAGCUUGAGCGUGCACGUCGUGCAAAGGAAGCAAUGGAGGAGAACCCUGAUGCAUUUCGCAAAGGCAAAUGGCCCCGUUGUACUCAGUAGUAUUGGUGUUUUAUUUGAAGUUAUGUAAUAAUGAACUUAUUAUUCGGUAAUAUGUAUUGUCGAACAAUGAUAUUUCGUAA
This is a messenger RNA of Zea mays, 1692 nucleotides long. RefSeq lists its product as uncharacterized. The coding region runs from base 1010 to 1612 and encodes 200 amino acids. The transcript is spliced from 3 exons. The record is from RefSeq and is a predicted model, not a curated record. Lineage: Eukaryota; Viridiplantae; Streptophyta; Magnoliopsida; Poales; Poaceae.